This is a messenger RNA of Malus domestica (apple), 2055 nucleotides long. The record is from RefSeq and is a predicted model, not a curated record. NCBI's taxonomy places the organism in Eukaryota, Viridiplantae, Streptophyta, Magnoliopsida, Rosales, Rosaceae.
GGUGAGCAAAUUUUAGAGCUUGCGAAAGGGAGGUAUGGCAAGAGAGAUGGAGGAGAUAGAUCAAUAAAAUGCGAUAUAGAUUCAAUAAAACGUGGUAUACAUUCUAUAUGGAUUGGGAUAACCAGUUUGUUCGUCAUCAUGAUUUUUUUUGGCCCGAUGCUUGUGGACCCUUUGUUCUUGUACGUUCCCAUCAUCAAUGAAAAUAUAAAGUGUCUCACAUUGGACGAAAAAUUAAAGAAGAUAGUUAUUGUUUUGAGAGCAUUUACAGAUCUCCCUUAUCUACUUAAAAUCAUCGAUCAUGUGCUGCGUCCGUGGUGCACAUUGAGCUUACUGGAAGAUUUCCUUGAUUUUGCGGAAUUGGGAAUCCCAGUCUCCCCAAUACAAAACAUUUUAGCUGUUCUUCCUAUUCCACAAGUAAGCCAAUUACUUUUAUGGAGUAAAUUAUUUUUCGUAAUCUCUUAAGUCGUAUAUUAGGAAUUAGGAUAAUUUGAUUUUGCUGAUUUUGUCACACAACACUUAAGUUUAACUAAUUUGUGUACAGAUCGUAAUUCUAAUUUUCCUUCCGACAACGAGGAACUCAAAAUCUUUGAAUAUAAUGAAGUUUUUGAACUCACUUUUUGUAUUGCAAUAUGUUGCACGAGCUUAUCCAAUGUAUAGACUAUGUACGGUCUUUAACAAGAAAGCACGUGAAACUAGCAAACAACUUGCAAAGUACAAGCGAAUAUGGAUUCCAGGUGUCUUAAAUUUCAUCAUGUACAUCCUUGCUAGCCAUGUAAGUUAUUGUCUUGUCUUAGUUUAUUUUAACUGCUCCCUAAAGUUGCUUGUAAAUAUCGUUGAGUUACAAAUGUAGUUCUUGGUUUGUUAGGUCCUUGGGGCAUUUUGGUACUUUUUUUCUGUUCAGCGAGAGAUAGAUUGUUGGAUCUCUACUUGUCGAAGUGAAAAUGGAUGCAACUUAAGUACUUUACAAUGUGAUAAUACUACGUUCAGAAACGUUACAGUUCUAAAUGAUUUAUGUCCAACAAAUCCACCAAAUCCAAUAGCAUACGAUUUUGGCAUAUUCGUUGACACUCUCCAGUCUGGCAUAUUGGGAACAACAAAUUUUCCUCAAAAACUCUUGAUGUGUUUCUCAUGGGGAUUUCGAAAUCUAAGUUCUUUUGCUUCAAACCUCAACUCUAGUACCUAUGCAUGGGAAAGCGUCUUUGUAAUUUUUAUUUCGAUCAGUGGCCUGGUACUAUUCAUGUAUCUGCUUGGACAUGUGCAGACAUUUAUGCAGGCAAUUAGCAAAACAUCUCAGAUACGGCAGAGGGUGGGAGUCAUAUUUCCACAAAUAGGGUUCAUGGUAUCUGAAUAUGGUCUUAAAGAGGGGGUAGAAUAUGCGAUUUGGAAAUUGGUAAGAGAAGCACUUGAAGAGGACGAAGAUAAACCUGCGGAGAAUAUCUUCUCGUUACUUCCUUUGGAACUUAAGGAACAUAUGAAGCGGCAUCUCUUCUUGGCUACACUACGGAAAUUGCCAGGGCUUGAAAACAAAGACAGACGAGUGUUGGAUGAAAUUAUGAAGAAUCUUGAGCCAGUUAACUAUUCUGAUGGUAGCUAUAUUAUUCGAGAGGGGGAGCCACUGGAUAGGAUGCUCUUCAUCACGCAGGGCAUUGCACUUGCUUACAAGACUAGUACUACACAUCUUGAGAAAGGUGAUGUUUAUGGGAAAGAACUUAUAGGUUGGGCGGCGACAUCUACCCCAUUUUCCGGCUUACCUAUCUCAGACCAAACUGUCAAGUCCCACGAAAAAGUUGAAGUCUUUGCAAUCAGGGCUGCAACAUUAAAACGUAUUGUCUCUGACUUCUCGACGCAUUUCAACAGAGAGGAUAUUAUUAUGGUGGAAAUAAACUGAUCAUGGAAUUUCAUAGGGAAUUUCUUAGUUAUCUGUAACUAGUAACUAUAUUUUUUACUCAAAAUAACUAUAUAUUCAGCUAUUCAACAUUAGCAAAACACAAGAAUACCUGUCAGGUUCAAUUGUACCACAAUUGUAAUAGAGAAAGCUCUUUAUGUGAUUUUCAA